UUGAAUUCAACAAUAAUAAUUGUAGAAUGUGGAUCUUUGGCUAUGGUUCAUUGGUAUGGAAAGUUGAUUUUCCAUAUAAAUCUAAACUGACAGGUUUUAUCAAAGGCUAUACUCGUAAAUUCUACCAAGGAUCUACUGACCACAGAGGAACACCCUGCAAGCCUGGUAGAGUUGUGACUUUGCUACCCAGCACUGAUCCAGAGGACAGAGUGUGGGGCAUUGCGUACGAACUGCAUGAGGCGAACAAAGACGAUAUAAUGAAGCACUUGGAUUUCAGAGAGAAGAACGGCUACGAGAAAGUGAUGGUCACUUUCCACCCGGCCAACCUGAAUGAAAGGCCGUUCGAACUGAGCAUCUACGUGGCAACGGCCGACAACGACCACUAUGCCGGCAUGGCGGAUAUCGACAGCAUUGCCAGGAUAAUAGUUGACUCGUCGGGUAUGAGUGGCACCAACAGAGAGUACUUGUAUCAGUUGGCGUCAGCCAUGCGGCUGUUGGCUCCCCAUCAUGAAGACGAUCAUCUCUAUGAACUGGAGGCGGCUGUGAAGAGAUUGGAGAUCACUGAUGAACAGCAGACAAACUGUGAUAUGGAAAGUUAAAAAUAUGUGUGUUGAGUUGCGGCACUGAGAUAAACAGCAGUCACAUUGUGAUAUGAAAAGUUAAAACUAAGGCAGGUACGUGCAGUCGCCAUAUUGAUUCAUGAAAGAAGGAGCAAAAUUCAAAAUAUAGCAGUAUAAUAUGCAUGUUUCUGACAAAAUAGCGUACUAUACAUUGUGGUCACCGAAGUGAAGUGACUAAUAAUACAUAUAUUAUUAUAUAUGUAUACUAUAUAUUAUUCUCUCCAACAUAGUGUGAACGCGCACUAGCACGGCCAAGACCAAGACCAGUACUGGUCUGCAAUAGCACGACCACAACCUCGACCAAGACCAAACAGUUUUUGUAAAAGUACUAAAAACAACAGUCCUGGUCGCAGACUGGCCGUAGGCAGUGCGCGUUGUUCUAUAACAGUUGAUGGAAGCCUGGCCGCAACGUCAAGCCGGUCUCGCGCUUGGUCUGUGCGACCAGAGCGUAUUUUUGUGGUCGUGCGUCUGUCGUGUCUUGGUCUGACUAGUGCGCGUUGCUCCACAUCAUUUCAGGUUGUCCUGGCUGCAAGUUCUUGGUCGUGGUCGUGGUCUUGGCCAUGCUAGUGCGCGUUUACCUAUAGGUGCAUUAAAAUAUAAAUAAAUCGAAUCAAUGAUCUCUAUGAAAAAAUUAGAACUUCUUCAAGCAUACGAUAGUCUUUAGUGAACCAAUAUGGCGACGGUGCGUACCCAGUCUUUAUUUAUGCCUUAGUUAUGUGCAUUCAGUUACAUCACUGAGAUAAACAGCAGUCAGACUGUGAUAUGAAAAGUUUAAACUAUGUGAGUUGAGUUACAUCACUGACACAUGUAAAGCUUGUAUAUUUUUGGUUUAGUUACCAAUAACUACUGGUUUCCGUUUUUUUUUUAAUUUUAUUUUAUUUCAGACACUAAGGACCGGUUGCAAAAAAUCCUGUUAAAUUUUAAUCAUAUUUAAAUGCUACGAGAACAAAUAAGAGAAGGAUUUUUGAAGAGAAGACUUCUCUGAUUGGUUCUCGUAGCAUUUAAUAACGGUUGAAGUGUUUUUAAGGAUUUUAUGUAACCGGACCUACAGAUUUCAUUUACGAAGGGAACUAGUAAAUGUUUGUAUUAAUAUUUCAAGUAGCCCUAUCAAAAUACUAGAAUAAUUUUUGUUAUAAUCUAUUGCGUUUAUUUAUUCUAUUGCGAUUGAAAUUUCAAUUGAAUCAACUUAAUGUAUUAUAUUUCAUCUCUUAACUAUUAUAUUUCUUCUUGUAUCUCUCAACAAAGAUCAAUAAACUGAAAAAUCUAAAUAAUUACUGUGUUGUAGUGAAGGUCUUUUGAUUUUGGAUAUCCAUAUUAAAUGAAAUCACUUGAAAUUGUCACAACUAUUCAAUCAUAUUCAAAAAACUAGUUUACUACGGAUUGAUAGUGGUGUAAUAACCGAAACUAGUUAUCAUACGGUUGAAAACGUUCUCUGUGGAACUAGAAACCAUCCAUCUCUAAUCAACUAGUUACUUAGAAAAGUUUCUAUUGAUAGUGGUUUUGUCAAUUAAUAGUAGGUUUUUCAAACUCAAAGUUGGUUUGUCAUACGGUAUUAGCAAGCUGAAAGAGGAAAUAUUUAUGUAGAGUCAAGAGAAUUUCCUUACAAGAAUAAUCAGAGUGAAUUCCCUUUCAUAAAGCUAACAUUUAAAUGCUGGAGGUCCUUAGCAUUGACAAUUGGAAUAAUAAAUAUUAUUUCAUUAUUAAUAACAAAAUUAUUUCGAUAAAUAAUCAUCUUUAGAUCCUCAAUUAUAUUCAUUUUCACUCAAAAUUAAAAAAACUUGAUAGGCCUGUAAGUACUUCUAUUACUUUAAAUUCCGGGGAUAUGGCAACCCUGCCCAUAUUGAAUUAAUUUUUACGAUCAAAAUUUGUUUUAUUUAAAAAAACAAGCCUAUCACGUGAUUAAAUAAAAAAAAUUAACAUGUCUCAGUGAAAAUUGAGAAUUUAUUUUGAUGGUACUUUUCAAUA
Messenger RNA from Nilaparvata lugens (brown planthopper), 2585 nucleotides. Its product is annotated as putative glutathione-specific gamma-glutamylcyclotransferase 2. NCBI's taxonomy places the organism in Eukaryota, Metazoa, Arthropoda, Insecta, Hemiptera, Delphacidae. Gene Ontology annotation, cellular component: cytoplasm. Gene Ontology annotation, molecular function: glutathione specific gamma-glutamylcyclotransferase activity; gamma-glutamylcyclotransferase activity. The record is from RefSeq and is a predicted model, not a curated record. The transcript has 3 exons. The coding region runs from base 27 to 599 and encodes 190 amino acids. Gene Ontology annotation, biological process: glutathione catabolic process.